This is a messenger RNA of Vombatus ursinus (common wombat), 657 nucleotides long. RefSeq names its product LYR motif containing 7 (gene LYRM7). The transcript is spliced from 2 exons. Gene Ontology annotation, biological process: mitochondrial respiratory chain complex III assembly. The record is from RefSeq and is a predicted model, not a curated record. NCBI's taxonomy places the organism in Eukaryota, Metazoa, Chordata, Mammalia, Diprotodontia, Vombatidae. Bases 321 to 635 code for a protein of 104 amino acids.
GACUUCCUCCUGGGCGGAAACUUCGCGGAGGCUCGGGGCGGGAGCACGUGUGGCCUGUCCGGUGUCGCCUCUCUUGACCAGCCAAGCUAAGCCACGAGCUCGGACGGGGCUCGCUGGCCCCUCCUGCUGCCCAGAGCGGGAAUGGUUGAGGCCGGACUGGGGAGCGGAAGGGAGGAAUGUGACCGCGCCAAGAAAACGGACAUAAACUAAGUAAGAGUGGGGUCUGGGGAAAGCUCCUCCCCUAGGACUCGGAGCAGGCUGGAGUGAGGAGGUGAUUGGCUCUGGGAGUCCGGCUGAACCCAGUUGACUAAACUGCCGAGAUGGUUGACUCUGCCAAGGUGUUACGGCUUUUUAAAACCUUGCACAGGACUAGACAGCAAGUUUUUAAAAACGAUACCAGAGCACUAGAAGCAGCAAGAAAAAAGAUAAAUGAAGAAUUCAAAAAGAAUAUAAGUGUGACUUCACCAGAGGAAAUAGAAAAGUUGAUCAAGAUAGGUUCUGAUGUUGAAUUAAUACUCAGAAAAUCUGUUAUACAGGGCAUUCACACAGAUCAAAACACUUUGAAGUUAGUUCCUAGGAAAGACCUUCUUACAGAGAAUAAUCCUUACUGUGAUGUACCUACCCAGAAGCCAUGAAUCUUCUUGGACAAUUUAUUGC